Miniopterus natalensis is the source of this 1197-nucleotide messenger RNA. Its product is annotated as tripartite motif-containing protein 5-like. The record is from RefSeq and is a predicted model, not a curated record. Gene Ontology annotation, molecular function: zinc ion binding. Lineage: Eukaryota; Metazoa; Chordata; Mammalia; Chiroptera; Miniopteridae.
AUGGCUUCGGGAAUCCUGGUGGACAUACAGAAGGAGCUGACCUGCUCCAUAUGCCUAGAGUUCUUGACAGAGCCCAUGAGCCUGGACUGUGGGCACAGCUUCUGCCAAGCCUGCAUCACUGCAAACAGCAGGCAGUCCAGGAUCCGCCAAGAAGGCGAGAGCAGCUGCCCUGUGUGUCGGAUCAUUUACCAGCCUGAGAAACUGCGGCCUAAUCGGCAUUUGGUUACCAUAGUGGAGAUGCUUAAGGAGGUCAAGUUGAGCCCAGAGGAGGAGCAAAAGAGAGAUCUCUGUGCGCGCCAUGGGGAGAAACUCCUGCUCUUCUGUAAGAAGGAUGGGGAGAUCAUUUGCUGGCUUUGCGAGCGGUCUCAAGAGCACCGUGGUCACCACACAUUCCUCAUAGAGGAUGCUGCCCAGGAGUACAAGAAAAAGAUCCUGGAAGCUCUGGAUAGUCUGAAGGCAAACCAGCUGAAAGCUGAGAAGUGGGAAUCUGACAUCAGAAAAGAGAGAACUUCCUGGGAGAAUCAAAUACAAAGAGAGAGCAAACGUGCCCAGGAUUAUUUUAAACAACUGAGAAGUAUCUUGGAUAGUGAGGAGCAGAAGGAGCUGCAAAAGCUGAAGGAAGGGAAGGGAGAUAUUUUCAAUGACCUGGCUCAGACUGAGAGGGAGCUGGUCCAGCAGAACCAGUUGUUGACAGAUCUCAUCUUGGACCUGGAGCGUCGCUUGCAGGGGCCCACUGUAGGGAUGUUGCAGAAUGUGAAAAGCAUCAUAAAAAGGAGUAAAACCUUUACUCUGAAGAAGCCAAAAGCUCUCUCCAAGGAACAGAGAAGUGUGUUCCAAGCUCCUGACCUGAGUGGAAUGCUGCAAAGGCUUAAUGAGCUGACAGAUAUGCGACGCUACUGGGUUCGUGUGACUCUGGAUCCUCACAGGACUAAAUCAAAUGUUGACAUCUCUGCAGACCGGAAACAAGUGACAUGUGUGUUAGGUCGGAAUACAAAUUAUACUUAUGAGACAUGUGAAAAUGAGGAUUAUGGUGUACUUGGCUCACCGGCUAUCACAUCAGGGAAACAUUACUGGGAGGUAGAUGUGUCAGAGAAACGUGCCUGGGUCUUGGGGGUAUGUGCUGAAAAAUGCCUUCACUCCAAUAGGAUGAUGCGUUCUUUCAGAAAAGAUCCCAGAUACCUCUGUGCUGCUGUCUAG